CCCCUUUAGCAGAUGCUAGUUUCCUUGUCACUUAAGCUCAAGUGACUGCACACAGUACUCCAGACUCUCAUUGUCCGUCAUCCUCUGCACACCUAUAAAGACACCUGACAAACUCCAGCCAUGGCCAAUAAGGAUUAUCUGCUCUUCUUGGAGUAUUCUGCUGAAAACACAACUGACCCAAAUUACGUAGUCAGUAGUCCUGUCCAGCUCUGUUCAAAGGAAAAUGUCAAUGAGUUUGGUGCGACAUUCAUCCCGAUUUUCUACUAUGCCAACUUCCUCCUGAGUUACCUUGGCAACGGGCUCGUCCUCUUCAUCAUUUACAAGUUUGAGAAGCUGAACACGGUGACAAACAUCUUCCUCCUGAACUUGGUCCUAUCCAACAUACUCUUUGCCUUCAGUCUUCCCUUCUGGGCAACGUACCAUAUGUCUCAGUGGAUUUUUGGCAUUGCUAUGUGUAAGAUAGUCAGUAGUGCCUACUUCAUUGGUUUCUACAGCUCCAUCCUCUUCCUCACACUCAUGACAUUUGACCGAUACCUUGCAGUUGUGCAUGCAGUGGCAGCUGCCAAGAGCAGAAAAAAAGCAUAUGCCAUCGUUGCAUCAGUGGCAGUUUGGUGUAUCAGUAUUGUAGCAAGUGUGAAAGAGCUGGUUCUCCGAAAUGUGUGGCACCAUUCCCAGUAUGGAGAGAUGUGUGACGAGUCAGGAUACCCUAAGAGCACCAUGCAGCGCUGGCGUCUGGUCAGUUAUUACCAACAGUUCCUGCUCUUCUUUCUUCUGCCUCUGUUCAUGGUGAUGUACUGUUACAUCAGCAUUACUAUCCGCAUCAUGUCCACCCGCAUGAAGGAGAAGUGCCGUGCGAUCAAGCUCAUAUUUGUCAUCAUCUUCACCUUCUUCAUCUGUUGGACGCCUUACAACAUUGUCAUUCUCCUUCGAGCUAUUCAGAUCUCCACCACCACCAAGGAUGAUGACUCUGAAUGCUCUGAUUCUGAAGGAUUGGACUUUGCACUGUAUGUGACCCGGAACAUAGCCUAUUUGUAUUGUUGCAUUAGUCCUGUGUUUUACACAUUUGUGGGAAAGAAGUUCCAGAGUCACUUCAAAAGACUGAUUGCAAAGAAGAUCCCCUGUCUGAAGAGACACAUCAGCCUCAGCAGCCAGAGCACCAGAACCACAUCACAGAGGACGCCACACUCUGCUUAUGAGUACUAGACAGACACACUCACGCAUACUGUAAAAAUGACAAUUUAUUGUCUUUGGGAUAAGUGAGCAUUUCAAGUUGUAAGGAUAUAGAAAUAUAAAUGAUCAUCAUUUAAUGAAAAAGCUGAUAAAUUAGUUGAAGUGAGUCCUGAUAACACAUAAUCAUCUUUUUAAAGAUUAAUUUCUUUGGCCUUUUCAAGCUUUAUUUUGAUAGAGACAGCUGAAGAGUGACAGAGAGAGAUGGGGAAUGACAUGCAGGAAAGAGCCACAGGUCGGAUUUGAACCCUUGGCUUCCACAGCAAGGACUGAGCCUUCACACAUGGGGCGGCUGCUCUACCAACUGAGCUAAACACCACCCCAAUAACCCUUAGCUGAAUUAACUCAUUUAAAAUUAGAAGAAAUUCUGUUCUCUGAAGUUCUGUUCUCUUCAUCUCAUCUUAUAUUCAGUUGUAAGAGUUGACAGCUAGACUUAAAUCAUCUGCUUUUCACUUUCAAAUAGCAAGCUAUGUUUUAAACAUGUAAUGUAUUUGUGUUGAAAUUCUUAAGUAAGCAUUUGAAAAAGGUUAGUCCCCAUAACAGCAGCCCAGGUUCAGUUUAUCCUGCAGCAUGAGUCUGAGUGGUUUGCAAAUUUCGAUAUUGCUCCUCUCUUUAUUGGAAGCAAUAGUUAUUGUGUACAGCUUUAAGGUAAUUCUGCUAUUGAUAAUAUAUAGAUAUAAUGUGGAAGUGACUGUGUCAGGUUGAGGCUGAGACAACCAACCACGUGGCAACGUGCUGGCAACCCCAGGGCCUCUGAAAACUAGUUUGUGCCUUUAAGGCCCUUAUCAAGCUUAGCCCUGACAUGCAGGAGUCUUAAAGAUUGAGACUAGUGUUAUAUACAUUUUUUCUUGCUGUCAACGAAUCCCAGUGGAUUCAGAGUGUAAUUCAUUUAUAUGUUGCUGUCAUAAAUAUUCACAGUAAAUGUCAAAGGUUACUUUUCUUGAAAAACUUUAGAUAGCCCAUGCUUCUAUAUGCAGCUUAAUGAUUUUAUGCAUCAGUUUCAGGCGUGCUCCUGGCCUGGUCAUUAUACUGAGUGUUUCAAUCUUGUUGAUUUAGUGUUGGAUUUAAAGUUUGUUAAAAUGUGAUGCAUUUAAUACUUAAACGUAACCAAGUGCUUUAAAUAAAUAGUUCAUUAACCUCUCAAUAAAUAUGCCACUCAACCUGU
Messenger RNA from Larimichthys crocea (large yellow croaker), 2392 nucleotides. It is a transcript of the gene ccr12a, whose product is annotated as chemokine (C-C motif) receptor 12a. Gene Ontology annotation, biological process: G protein-coupled receptor signaling pathway; calcium-mediated signaling; cell chemotaxis. Gene Ontology annotation, molecular function: C-C chemokine receptor activity; C-C chemokine binding. The transcript is spliced from 2 exons. The record is from RefSeq and is a predicted model, not a curated record. NCBI's taxonomy places the organism in Eukaryota, Metazoa, Chordata, Actinopteri, Sciaenidae. Gene Ontology annotation, cellular component: membrane; external side of plasma membrane. Bases 121 to 1203 code for a protein of 360 amino acids.